This is a messenger RNA of Myzus persicae (green peach aphid), 4319 nucleotides long. RefSeq lists its product as uncharacterized. The record is from RefSeq and is a predicted model, not a curated record. NCBI's taxonomy places the organism in Eukaryota, Metazoa, Arthropoda, Insecta, Hemiptera, Aphididae. Bases 141 to 2093 code for a protein of 650 amino acids. The transcript has 5 exons.
UCGGCAUCCAUUCCCGCAUCGUUUCCUCUUCUCGAUACUUGUCCUCUCCCGGACUUGUCUCGAUCGCGUUCCUUUUUGUCCGUUCCGUUUCGCUCUUCAGCGACUGCUCUUCUCGACGAACAGGUUCUUCAUCUCCCGGGAUGAUUUUUCGAAGCGCCGUGCAUGCGAUGGUCGUCGCGACCGCCGCCGCCGCCUUGAUCAGUCUUCCGACCUACACGACCACAACGGCUCAUAGUGAGUUAUUAAUCGGUAUAGAUGAAUCCAUGACAACCGCGAAACCAGCAGAUAAUCUGACAACCUCGAAACCGGCAGAUACGAUUGCAACCAUCAAACCAGCUGUUAAUACUACGACCGUCAAGCCGGCAGCACCAGUACCAACACAGGCGCCAAUGAUCAGCUGUUACUGCAACCUGCCCGAGUGUUCAGUGGCCGCCGGGGGAGUUGGAACUUGCUCCACCCGGCUUGGCUGUUAUUCUGAAGUUCAACCAAUCAUUCCUGGAAUCGAAGAGGAAAUCGUGACCCCGGCCCCAACCAAAUCGAACAACACCGCUAACGGAUCAGCUGUUUCUCCAAUCAUCCCCGAAUUUGAACAAUCCCCGGCUGCUGCAACCACCGAACAUGCAUCAGUCAUCAGGGGAUCAUUUGGAUGUUUGGACCAGCUAAACUUCGCAAAACAAUCUUGCGAUGAAAUCCUGAAAUCGAUGGAAGCCGAAUCCUCCGAAUUCCCCAUCAUUCAAGUUCCUACUAACGGAGCUGCUCCCUCUGCUAUGAACGAUGGCGUCCAUGCAUUCCACUGUUGCCAAACAGAAAGAUGCAACGGAAACCAAUCGGGACCAGCAGAGGGAUCCGUGAAAUCUGCCCAGGCCGUAUUAGUCGCUGAAUUGAAGAACACUGUAGAAUCCAACGCCAUUCAUGAUGGCGGGCAAAAUUCUACAGUGGGGGUGCCUUGGACCCCCACUGUCUUCUCAUCGGUCAACUCAUCGAUCAACUCAUCGGUCAGCAACUCAGAUUUAUACAACUCCAAACCAAUGAUCAAAAACGUAGAAUUCUUCGCCAACACUAAGAAACUAAACACAGCAAGUUCAACCUUGUGGGAUGCAUAUUUCGGCAUUAAUGCUUUAUCCGAACCAAAAGCCCCGUCCGCCUUGCAAUCGGACAACAGCUCCGAAGGUGCCUCAUUCAUUGAAGCCACCUCUCCUGCCAUCCCUGCCGCGGUGCCAGCAACAUUACCCGUGGCCGUACCAGACAAACAGGAGAUUACCCACGACGACACCGUCGGCCAUGUGGAACACGAAGUGAACGAGACCGUCAGCCAUGUGGGACACGUAGUGGACGAGACCGUCAGCCAUGUGGGACACGUAGUUAUGAAACGUUCCGACCAGCCAAAGGCCGUACCGGUCCUAAAGCAGACGGUGGACGAGCAGGAGAACAUCUCGGACUUUGACGACGACAUCGCUGCCGAGGUCGCAGCCGCCGUCGCCACCGCCAAGACGCCACUGCAGUUGUCCCAGGAGGAAAAAGCGUCCUUAUCGGACCAGUGGGGCCCCCGUCACAGUGGCGUGCCGGAUUUUCUGCCACCACCCCCAGUCCUGAAGAAGAAUUUUACUACUAAGUUAUUCUCUCCGGUCGAGGGGGUGAACAACCACAGCAACCACUACAACAUCCACGCCGUCAACAAUGACAGCGACGUCAACAAUUCGGUGAUUGGUUUGAUCUGCGCCAUCGCCCUGUUGGGCGUGCUCGGCCUGUCCCUGUUGAUGAUGUUCGUGUUGAGAAACAUCAUCCGCAAUACUGACGUGUUCAAAAACUACAAAGGUGUGUGCAGCAACCCGGGACAGCCGUGCGCUUGCCGGGGCGGAUUCAGCAGGCCGUCCUCGUCCCACCCCGAAGCCGCGGCCGCCGCAGUCAACCGCAACGCGUCGUGUAGCACCGCGCCGUUGCUACCGCCGCCCAACCCCGGCCACCGCUCGCGCCGCGGCCACGCCAACCCCGGUGCAAUGUACAACGACUCGACCGGAGACGCCACUUACGUUUUCACCCCCAUACCCGCCGUGUCCGACAACGUGGCGCCGGUGAGGGUGGUCCGCCGUUGAGGCGCGCGCUCGACCAUCGGUUCAAAGCACACCCGCGCAAAGGAGAAGGUACCUACCCAUACUGUCAAGUUAUUAUUUUGCACUGUAUUAAUAUUAUAUAAAUUACGUCGUACCGAAAAUGACGACGAACACGAUGCAUUGUUAUUAUUAUUAUUUUAUGUCAUUUCUUCGGUAUUUAAGUUGUUAUAAUAUUAUACAAUAUUAUUACGCGUCGGUAGAUAGGUAUAUUAUUAUUAUUAUUACUGUUAAUUGCGUGUUCUUUGGAUAAGACUGAUGACAGAUAUUUUUUUUUCUCAUAUUUCUACAAAAUUAAUUGCAUACGUCGUUAUAGUUAAUUGGACGACCGAAAAGGUUAGGUCGCUAUUACUAUUAUUUGUAUUAUUAAUAUUAGGCAUUGAUUAUUGACUUUACCGUAACCCUGGUUCGGGUACUCGGGACAUGUUUUCAUCGUUUUUUAAAUAUUCCAAAUCAAUAAAACUUUUUGAUUGUAGAAGGCGUACGUAUUACAUCGCGCACGGUUGAACUUCAGAACUUUGAAACUGAGCUGCGUAAAUAUCAAGUCGAGUUUGGUUGAAUUCGAUAGCUUCCGCAAACCGCUAUUUAUCAUAGUUAUCAUAGUAUAAUUAUGAUGUUGACAUUUGUGAAAUUAAUUUAAAAUAUAAUAUAAUAUAUAUACACGCACCUUUCUAAUAAAAAAUAAAUAUUAUCCUUCAUAGAUCGAUCCUGUAUACUGUAUAGGAUACGCUCAGGAGUCGAUCCAGCCAAUUCACUUAUAAAUAUUAUUUUAAAACUAUUAUUUUUUCAAAUAUAACGUAGACGAUAACAACCUUUAAUAUAAUAACCUUAAAAUAACCUUUCACUAGCUCAAUUUACACUACAACAGUUAUUUUUUUUGUCGGAUGUGAUCGCUGACCCAACUAUAAAUCGAUUUAUUAGUGGUAACGCGAAAUCAGUAUUACCUCAGACGGUUUGGUUCGCAAUUUCUUCAACCCAAUAAAGUUACAAGUUAACUACAUAGUAGGUAUUAUGUACGAUGUCCCGAGUUAUCUCCCAGUAUUACGGUGCCUAGGUUUAGUUAUUCCAUUUUAUUUUUAAACAGACGCGAAGGGUGCCGGGAGAAAAUGCCCUACACUUUGAUCCUGAUCCUGAGGGAUCCUGUGGCGGGUUUAAGUAGGUACUAUAUACUAUACGGAUCGGUCGGUCAGCGUCAUCAUCCCUAUAUGAUCUUGACGCCCUUUCCGGCACCCGCCCACGCAGCGCAUUAUUGCGUCUCAUUUUUUUAACUAUUUUAUUUUAUUAUAUUAUUAUGUAUGAGUAAUACUCAUUAUUUCAUUUUGAUUUAAUUUCUAAUAACGUUUUACGACAGAAUAACGUGGCUCGUUUUCGUCGACCUUUUAUUUGUGUUCAUUAUUGUUCAAAAACAAUACGUUAAUAUAAUUAAUAUUGUCAUGUCAUUUACACGUCAAUAAUUACGAUCAUAUAUUUUUCGAAUUCACAUUACAUUCGCUCUCGUUUUUUAUACAAUAUACUUGACGAUUUUUAAGAAUAAAUAAUGAAAAGAAAUCGACGAUAUUGUUUUGAGAGAGAGUUUCGUUCAAUAAUUGUCUCGUUUUUAUCUUGUUUCGUAUUGUAGCCAUUCGGACAUUUUUCUUUUUUUUUUUCGAACAUAACCUACAUUUUUUUUAUCGAUUGUAAACCAGCCACUUUUCAUUAUCUCUGUCAGAUUUUAAGCUCUUAUUUUUAUAAUAUUGUAUGUACAAAAGAACAUUUUACUUAUUAAUCAUCGUCUGAGCAAUUUUAUUUUUUCUACCGCUCAAGUACUUAUAAUAACGAAAACACUCACUUUUAAACGAUGACUUCCUACGUUGUCGCAUAAUAUACUGUACUUAAACUAUUAAUUGUAUGCAAUAUUGUAACUCCCAUUAAUAUAUGUUUUAAUAUAUAUACUUAAACUUUCGUAAUUAUAAAUUCUGUUCAUUUUUAUUUCUGUGUAACUGUAUUGUAAUUUGUCUCCAAACUUAUAAUUUUUUUUUUUUUUUGCUAUUAUAAGUAUUAAUUAUAUCGCCGUUGGUAAUGAUUUUUACGACGAUCGCAGUCUUUAUACCUAUUGUAUGUUAUAAUAAUUAUUAUAUAAUAGAUGUUUCAUAGCAUUUACUACAUUAUUCAAUAUGCGAUUGUAAAAUAUUUUCAAAAUUAUUCACAAUAAAUGAUGAGUGUUUUCUUAGA